Molecule: messenger RNA, 2077 nt
Organism: Sodiomyces alkalinus F11
Lineage: Eukaryota; Fungi; Ascomycota; Sordariomycetes; Glomerellales; Plectosphaerellaceae
Exons: 3
Coding region: 123-1967 (614 amino acids)
Biological process (GO): fungal-type cell wall biogenesis; carbohydrate catabolic process
Molecular function (GO): mannan endo-1,6-alpha-mannosidase activity
Source: RefSeq, a predicted model, not a curated record
CCCCAAAAAAGUCACAUAAUCCUUCUCUUUUUACUCUCUCCCUCCCCCUUUCCCUCUAUUCGUUCUCCUACCGACGUUCCCCGCCUCUCCACUCUCGAAUCUAUGACAACCGGGGGACAAAAAUGCACUCCACACAGAUCAUGAUCUCUUUGUGGGGUCAGCCAAGAUGUUUUCUCUCUCGGCUGCUCGCCGUCCUGCUCCUUGUCGCCAACAAUGGCUUCACCGUCGCCUACGACCUGGACCCAUCCUCGCCUGACUCGGUCAGAUCCGUUUCCCGUUCCAUCGCCGAGGACCUCAUGUCCCUGUAUCACGGUCACAGACCGGGUCAAACCCCGGGCUUGCUUCCGGACCCCCCGUACUACUGGUGGGAAGCUGGCGCGCUCAUGGGCGCCAUGAUUGAUUAUUGGUAUUACACGGGUGAUGGUCAGUGGAACGACCGUGUUAUCCAAGGCCUGAUGCACCAAGUCGGCGAUAAUGCGGACUACAUGCCCAAAAACCAGACCUUGACCGAGGGCAACGACGAUCAGGGAUUCUGGGGCCUCGCCGUCAUGUCCGCCGCCGAACAACGCUUUCCCGACCCCCCCGAAGGCCAGCCGCAUUACCUCGCCCUGGCCCAGGCCGUCUUUAACACACAGGCCGCCCGGUGGGAUACAGAACACUGCGGCGGUGGCCUGCGCUGGCAGAUUUUCACAUGGAACAAGGGGUUCGAUUACAAGAACACCAUCUCUCAGGGCUGCUUCUUCGCGCUCGCCGCCCGCCUCGCUCUCUACACCGGCAACUCCUCCUACACCGACUGGGCCGAGCGGGCAUGGGACUGGACCGUCGCCAUCCAAUUCAUCGACUCGGCGACCUAUCGCGUCUUUGACGGCGCCCACACCACCACCAACUGCACAAACAUCAUCCCUUACCAAUGGUCGUACAACGCCGGCGUCUUCAUCAACGGCGCCUCCGCCAUGUACAACCUCACGGGCUCCCAGGUUUGGCGCGAGCGCCUGGAUGGUCUAGUCGCCGCCGCCGACGUCUUCUUCGUCGGUCCGAACAAAGACAUCAUGCAGGAGGUCGCCUGCGAAACCGUCCAGCUCUGCGACAUUGAUCAACAAUCGUUCAAAGCCUAUCUUUCCCGCUGGCUCGCCGCUACGACCAAGUGGGCUCCCCAUCUCGCCGAUCACAUCAUGCCCAAGCUCCGCGCCUCCUCCAUCGCCGCUGCGUCAACCUGCGUCGGCGGUGACAACGGUCGCAUGUGCGGUCUCAGAUGGACCGAGGAGGGUAAGUGGGACGGCAUCCAGGGCGUCGGCCCCCAGAUGAUGGCCAUGCAGGUCACCCUCGCGAACCUUGUCGCCUCCCGUCCUGACGCCGUGACCAUGCGCACUGGCGGCACGAGCCAGGGCGACCCGGCGGCUGGCAGCGCAGACAUAGGCCGCACCGAGCCCGAAGGCAUGGAGUUGGCAGCCAUUACGACGAAGGACCGCGUGGGGGCCGCCAUUCUCACUACGCUCAUUGUAAUGGGCCUUGUCGCCAUCCUGAUCUGGCUGUUCCUGGACGAGACCUCCGAGAAGCCCGUCAAACAGCGGUUCUUCGAGUUCCGCAAGCAGGUUACCAGCACCAGAGGGCUUGCGGCGGCGUUUAGCUUGGGAGGUAGAGUUUUCGAAGCCGACGAGAAAGGCAAAGGCCCCGAGUUACCGUCAUCGGGGGCGGCCAGCGACGAAGAUGCGGCAGUUCGAGCGCCUCCGCGCAGCGCGAGUGGUGUUGUGGCCCCUCUACCGGUAGCAAGGGAGAUGCAGAGUGAGAGCCAUCAGGUUCCGGUCCCCAUUCGCGAGAGACGGGCGAGCGUCAUACAGGUCGAGGCUAGCGGGAGUGGAAGCAGGAGCACCAGCAACGACGAUCCCGCCACAUCCCAGGCAACAACCAAAGUUCAGCGGUUUGCGAAAAGGCUUAAUAUGAGGGAUCGCGGCAGGACGGGGCCAUAGUCUGGUCUCCCGUUGUAUUCCCCUUAAAGUAUAUAGAGGAGAAUCAUGGAACGAUAGGGAGUCGAAAUGAUCGGGUUACGCUAGGGACAGGGUGGACAUUGGGCCAUGUC